UUCAACUGAGGAGGUCUUUACAUUUCUAAUUGCAAAUUACACACCCAGAAGAAGAAAGGUCCACCUCACACUGAGAAACCAGCCAACUUACAGGGCCAAAAACAGUUGGUGUUAUAUUCUGCCUCAAAAUACAGUCUAGUGAACUGUCUAGUUGUAUAUCAACUCAAGGAUUAUGGAGAGACUUUUUUCAUCUGUGACUAUAUCGACUAAAUAGAUCUACGAUGGUCAGUGGUUUGUUUGGCACCAUGAAGCUGCCUGGCCUCAACAUCAGAUGUCUUGAUCCAAUGGACAAGUAGACUAAACUGUCAUCACUGAACAUGGGAUUGAUGAGACUGAACCAAAUACAAAUGGCUUCGAACCGACAGGAGGAUACCACACAAAUGGCUGUGAAUUUCUCAGAAUAUCCUUUUCUGAAGCAUUUUAAUUUAGCACAAGAGAUUUAAUGUCUUGUGUUGACUGCUGUGAUAUCGUCCAGCUGGAUCACUUACGGAUAUCUUCCUCAAUUCCAAGCGAAGAUGACUGAUCUGACCGAAAUAUCUUUAGACUCAGAAUCUGAUAUAUACAAGAACGUAUAUUGCAAUCCUGCCUUCGAGCCAGAGAAUGAGAGGGAGGAAACACAGCAAGAAUUCAAAACUCAUGUUUCCUCACCAGAGGUCAAUAAGACCCCUGAAACAAGUAAUGGGAUGCUGAGUCUUUGUGUGGUCCGGCUGAGAGGUCCCUGGUGUGGCUGGGGAACAGUGGUGGUACUGGCUGCAGCAUCACUUCUAGUGACAGCUUUGGGGCUUACUCUUAUUCUCAUUCUCACUCAACUAAAUGGACCCACUUCAGAACCUGGCCUGGUGACACCUUUAGACUCGUGGAGUGGAGAUGGCGUACCACACAACACCCCAUUAAGACCCACCACCUACUCCGUCACUCACAGCCCGAUGACAACUCUCACUGGGAAAGACCCCACCUCCCCUACCAAAUGCGGGGGUGUCUUGGCAGACCCUGGUGGCACUUUCAGCUCUCCCAACCACCCGGGCUCAUAUCCCCCCGAUUUGCUGUGUGUGUGGGUGAUCCGGGUGCCACCCCCAAGCCUCGUGCAGCUCCAUGUGUCAUCACUGGACAUCGAGGGGCCUUCACCCUGCCUGUUUGAUUGGCUGGAGAUUCGAGAGGAGACCGAGCAGACAUCCACUGUAACCAGGUUCUGUGGUAAUGUGGCCCCUCCCACAGUCAACACCAAUAGCAGCACAGUGUGGGUCAGCUUUCGGUCAGAUGGGAGCAUCACAAGAAAUGGUUUCAACGCCCAGUACCAUUCCAUUUUACCUGGCCAGAAGAGCUGUUCAAGGGAAGAGUUUAUGUGUGAUAAUGGUCGUUGUCUCCUGCCGGUGUCUGUUUGCGAUGGUCAACCAAACUGCCAGGACCAAACUGAUGAGGCGAACUGCAGUCACAAGCACAAAGAAUGUGGUGGCCAGAAGACUGGAUUGUCCGGCUCCUUCUCUAGUCCAAACCACCCCAAGCCCUACCCACACCAACAGCUGUGCACCUGGCAUAUAUCUGUGGAGGAUGGGCAUGUCAUCAGGUUGAGUUUCCGUAACUUCAGCCUGGAAACGCAAGACGUCUGUGAGUUUGACUAUGUCGAGGUGCACGACAGUGCUGACACUGGGGACGACAGUGUUCUUGGCCGGUACUGUGGAUCAGGACUCCCUCCAGAUCUGACCUCCUCGGGGACCGUCAUGACUGUGGUGUUUGUGGCCGAUGAGGGCGUGGCAGACAGCGGCUUCUAUGCUUCCUACCAGGCCAUUCCUCUCUCAGAGAGGACCUGUAGCUCAGCUCAGUUUGCCUGUGGCAGUGGGGAGUGUCUGCACCCGGAGUGGCUGUGUGAUGGCUGGAACGACUGCGCUGAUGGAGCAGACGAGCUGGACUGUGCCAACUCCACUUAUCCCCCUAUCACGUCAUCCUGCGAGCCCAUACAGGUGCAGAUGUGCCAGGGUCUGUCCUAUAACCUCACCUCUUUCCCCAAUAUCUGGCUCUCCAUCGCCGACCAGAGGGAGGCUGCGGCCAUGCUGCAGCAGUACAGGGUGCUGAUGGAGCUAGCAUGCUUCGAGCCCUUGCGUAAGCUGGUGUGCGGCAUGUUCCUGCCCCAGUGCAGCCCCCGGGGCGGCGUGCUGCAGCCAUGUUGGUCGGUAUGCUCAGCGGCCGAGCAGCAGUGUGCCCAGGCCCUGGACCUCUUCUCCCUCAGCUGGCCCUUCAACUGCCACCUGCUGCCAGACUCGGACGAUCCCGUCGAGUGCUCUCGCCCCUGA
Messenger RNA from Alosa sapidissima (American shad), 2288 nucleotides. RefSeq names its product membrane frizzled-related protein. The transcript has 13 exons. Bases 516 to 2288 code for a protein of 590 amino acids. NCBI's taxonomy places the organism in Eukaryota, Metazoa, Chordata, Actinopteri, Clupeiformes, Clupeidae. Gene Ontology annotation, molecular function: protein binding. The record is from RefSeq and is a predicted model, not a curated record.